This is a messenger RNA of Helicoverpa armigera (cotton bollworm), 1532 nucleotides long. RefSeq names its product nuclear nucleic acid-binding protein C1D. The record is from RefSeq and is a predicted model, not a curated record. Lineage: Eukaryota; Metazoa; Arthropoda; Insecta; Lepidoptera; Noctuidae. The transcript has a single exon. Gene Ontology annotation, biological process: regulation of gene expression; maturation of 5.8S rRNA. Gene Ontology annotation, cellular component: nucleolus; exosome (RNase complex). The coding region runs from base 194 to 628 and encodes 144 amino acids. Gene Ontology annotation, molecular function: RNA binding; DNA binding.
AGUGACAACUGACAUUACAGAAAAAGUGUCAGUCAUUUUUCAAUUUGUAUAGGUAUUCAAGGUUUAGGUUAUAAAUUGGAUUAGAUUAAAAACGUGGUAUAUUUCUGGCUUUUGCAUCAGUGUAUCCGGUGUUUACCUAAUUUAUUUGUAAAAUCUCAAUCUCAGUGGUCUGAAAGAACAGAAAACAGCAAACAUGGAUUGGGACUUGAAAUACGGCGAAUUAGCGAAGGAUAAAGACUUCGUUAACAACUGCGAGAGCCUCAAGGAAAAUUUAAUGGAAGUACAAGAGGUACUGGACCAAUUGUUACCCCUUAAAGAACACUACGAUAAGAUGACACUGCCCUCACAAAUUGAACUCGAUUUAUUCUUGGCGUUCACCUUGAAUUCACUUCAUUGGAUUCAUUUGAGGAUACAAGGCAUCGACCCGACGAAACACCCGAUCAAAGAUGAACUCCAAAGAAUAAAAGCUGUGAUGCUGAAGUGGCAAGAAGUAAAAGAUCGAGAAAAGAGGCCAGUUGUGGACGUAGAAGCUGCGAAGAGGUUUAUCAAGAGCGGCCUGUAUGAUCCAUAUAAAGCUACAGCAAGACCACCUAAUAAGAAGAUCAAAUUCUCUGAUAAUGAUGAAUGAAUGCAAUUCUAUAAUCCAAAAUCAUUUAAGACUGAAAAUCAGGUUCCAAGAGAAUAUAAACAUGAAGCUCUCCAUAUAUCAAUAUUACACAUCCACUCAGUCAUUACUUCAUCUCCACUCACCAGACAUAUCCACCAAGAAGUUCUUCAAAUGAGUUCCAGUUCCACCUCCAAUUAGUAGAUAAGUAUUUAGCUGUAAUGUUAUUCUAGAUUGCCAAUAUGUUACUUGUGUUACAUUGUAGGUAUUUUGAUUUAGUCAUGAUAACUACCUACCCUAAGCAUUGUGUCAACACACUGACCAAAUUGUUGUGUUAUUUAUAAUAAAUUAAUUAAUGAUUUUCUUGCAAUGUUGUGUAGCCUGUACUCACCAAACAUUGAAUCCUAAAUUGGAAAUGUAGGUAUGUAUUGUUUAAAAAAUGUUGGUUUGAGAAAGUGCAGGGAGAUCAGAGUAAAAAAAGGUUUUUUUCUGUCAUUUGUGUGACCCAUUUAAGGUAUAUUGUUUGUUAAAUAAAUUAAGAAUAAAAAAAGGUAAAAGUUUAAUUUAAAAAAAAACUAAAAAAUAUGUUUAUUUAGUAUUAUAGCGUAGUAGCCUGGAUCUCUGUGUAUAUUGUACUUGAGCAAGGCAGGCUAGUUUAAGAUAUUUCGUUCUCAAAAUGUAUUCUGCAUGUUAGGUGAACUAGAUUUUUGUAUUCAUAAUUUUAAACAUUCAUGAAGAUUUAAAAAAAUCUGUUGAAUGAGUGUAUAAAUGCCCUGUUUUAGUCAUAUUCUAAGAUAAGCUGUUAAGAUUUUUCCUAGCUCUUAUUGAAAUACUCAUGUGUGUUUACUAUCGAAAUUCUUAGUACACAAUCAAUAUGUAUAUACAUGUACAUAAGUUUUUGAUAAAUAAAUACAUUUUGUAUCAUAAA